Manihot esculenta (cassava) is the source of this 1546-nucleotide messenger RNA. RefSeq names its product 2-alkenal reductase (NADP(+)-dependent). The record is from RefSeq and is a predicted model, not a curated record. Lineage: Eukaryota; Viridiplantae; Streptophyta; Magnoliopsida; Malpighiales; Euphorbiaceae. Bases 377 to 1435 code for a protein of 352 amino acids. Gene Ontology annotation, molecular function: oxidoreductase activity, acting on the CH-CH group of donors, NAD or NADP as acceptor. The transcript is spliced from 5 exons.
GAUGAUAUUGACAGUUCCACAGCAAAGCUUCCUCUUUUUCUACUCUGUAUUUCCUCUCUCCAUUUUCUCUCUUUCAUUUUUUAAUCUAUUCUCGAGUUUAGCAAUAAAUGAUCAAGUAGGACAUUCAAUUCAGGACGUGCUUCAGUUAUGUUUCUGCUUUCUCAUUUUAUGAUGUUAGAAUCUCCACGGCGCAAAAGUGUUUUCAAAAAUUUUUUUUUUUCUUCCGCUUUUGUCAUUCCAUGGAAUAUUGCUCUCUGCAGCAGUAGUUGUACAAAUUAUGGCACUCAAACUACCUGAGAAAAGCUGAAGCACAUACCAUUUCCUGUCCUGCUGCUUCUUUAUAAAUCUGAAUCAUUGACAGGGGAGAGCAACAACAAUGGAAGUGAGCAACAGCUACGUAGUAAUCAAGGCUCAUAUAGAUGGUUCACCAAAAGAGAGUGACUUUGAGCUCAAAUCAGAGUCCAUUUCCCUGUUGCUGGACUCAGGUUCAAAUGACGUUAUAGUGAAAAAUCUCUUUGUAUCCAUAGAUCCUUACCAGCUAAACCGCAUGAAGAGUCAGAGCUCAUCGCAAAUGUACUGCACAUUAGCAGCUGCGAUUAAUCCAGGCCAGGCUAUUGAUGCUUAUGGAGUAGGAAAAGUUUUGGUUUCUGGGAAUCCUGAAUUCCAGAAAGAUGACUUGGUUGUAGGGUUCAUUACAUGGGGGGAAUAUAGUGUCAUGAAACCAGGGGGCAUGCUAAGGAAAUUGGAUCCUAUGGGAUUUCCAUUGUCACACCAUCUUGGAAUUCUAGGAUUGAGCGGUCUGACAGCCUAUGCUGGGUUUUUCGAAGUAUGUAAACCCAAGAAGGGGGAGAAGGUGUUUGUGUCUGCUGCUUCUGGAUCGGUUGGGAAUUUGGUCGGACAGUAUGCAAAGCUGUUCGGUUGCUAUGUUGUUGGCUCCACCGGAAGCAAAGAAAAGGUACAACUCCUGAAAGAGAACCUUGGGUUUGAUGAUGCAUUCAACUAUAAAGAACAAACAGAUUUGAAGGCAACUCUCAAGAAGUACUUCCCAGAUGGGAUUGAUAUAUAUUUUGACAAUGUUGGGGCAGAAAUGCAAGAGGCAGCAAUAGCUAACAUGAAUGUGUUUGGCAGAGUAGCUGUUUGUGGGGUGAUCUCUGAGUACACAGACCGUGGAAGAAAAGCUGCACCUGAUAUGAUAGAUAUUAUAUAUAGGAGGAUCAAAAUCCAAGGGUUUUUAGCUUCUGAUUUCUUGAAUGUUUAUUCUGAUUUCAUUUCAACAACUUGUGAUUAUCUCCAGGCCAGCAAGAUGCACAUACUUGAAGAUAUCUCAACUGGUGUUGAAAUCAUUCCUUCUUCUUUAAUUGGACUUUUUAGAGGUCAUAAUGUUGGGAAGAAGAUGGUUCAAUUAGCAGAUUGUCUCAUUGAUGCUCAUAUUUGAAGUUGGUUUCGAAAGGAGAAAACAAUAAGAAAAACAAAUUCAAUUAUCUUGGUGCCUGUAACCAUUAUCUUAAUUGCAAUGAUAGUUUUUCAAGUGGAUUAUUUGCAGCAA